AUGAUUGUCACGUAUCGAAACAAUCGCCUGGUGCCGGCCGUCAUCAUUGCGCUAUGCAUUGGACUCAUCUAUUAUUUGAUUGACCCGUCGGUAGGAAACUACGGGCGCGUGUAUCCAGAGAUCUUGGAAGACCCGACUCAACAUUCGGAGCAACCUGAGCAUGCGCCGGCGCAGAACGAGACGGCCAGCGAUACCAGCGCUGUCGUAGAGGAGCCUCCAGCUUCAACACAGUCAUUCAAGGACGUUCCUCUCGGUGAAGCACUCACCAAAGACGAUGUGCUGCUCAUUGUCAAAACCGGCGGCACAACCAUGUGGAAGCGACUGCUCGUUCAUUUGACCACCACCCUCGCCAGCGAACGCGUGAGCCCAGACAACGUCGUCGUCUACUCGGACUACCCGGAGACAAUCGGCCGCUUCGACAUUAUCGACGUGCUCGCAAACAUGACGGAUUCCGCAAAAGCCAGACCUGACUUUGACGUCUACCGCGACCAGCCUGAGUACAUGGCCAACAACUACUACGCCGAAGCCGCCGGCGUGAAUGGCGACGAAUGGGGCCCGACGGGCGGCUGGAUCAUUGACAAGUACAAAUUCAUCCCGCUCAUGCAGCAUGCGGGCGAGAACUGGCCCGCUGCCAAGUGGUACAUCUACAUGGAAGAUGAUGCGUACCUCUUCUUGCCCAACGUGCUGGCAUACCUGUCGAAGUUUGACUGGCGCAAGCCUCAAUAUCUGGGCAGCUACGCGGCCAAGUCCGACGUGGUCUUUGCCCAUGGCGGCGCAGGCUUCGCGGUAUCUCGCGGCGCGUGGGAGGCGUCAUUUGGCAAAAACUCGAACCUGACUGAAGAGUAUUACGAGUACACGGCCGACCACUGCUGCGGCGACCAGGUCCUCGCGCACGCUCUGGACAAGUACGGCGUCAAGUUUGGAGAGAAUGGCGGCGACGGAAAGUUCACAUGGGGAUUUAAUCCCGUUGUUCACUGGACCUUUGCCUUUAGCAUGCACAAUUGGUGCCAUCCUUUGCUGUCUUGGCACAAGGUGCACAAUCGGGAUGUGUCGCAGUACUACGAGUUGGAGAAGGCAUGGGACUUUUCGAAACCGCUUCUCCAUCGCGACUUCUUCUCCAAAAUGAUUCUUCCCAGCAUCCAGAAGCCGCUCGAGUGGUGGGACAACAUGGCCAAUCUCUACGAAGUCACCUCUGCCAACAAAGACGCACCGCCGCACCCAGAAGAUGAGUACAAUGCGGAUCUCUGGAACAAGGGUUGGGAGUCGGUUGAGGCUUGCCAGGCAGCCUGCACGGGCUGGUCCAACUGCGUUCAGUGGACAUUCGUGGAGGACUUGUGCAAGAUGGACGACAAGAUGAUUAUGGGCCAGGGCUUUGCAUCGGCAAUGUCGCAGAGGAAAACAUCGUUGAAGCACACCAGUGGCUGGUUACCAGAACGGUUAGAUAAAUGGGCUUGCGUUUGA
Molecule: messenger RNA, 1461 nt
Organism: Ilyonectria robusta
Lineage: Eukaryota; Fungi; Ascomycota; Sordariomycetes; Hypocreales; Nectriaceae
Product: glycosyltransferase family 31 protein
Exons: 2
Coding region: 1-1461 (486 amino acids)
Cellular component (GO): membrane
Molecular function (GO): glycosyltransferase activity
Source: RefSeq, a predicted model, not a curated record